UUGCUGGGUUAUUUUCUUCCCUCCGGGCAGGGAUGACCCCACAGGGCCGCUCCGCUCCGCUGGCACCUCCCGGCCGGAAGCGGAAGCGCAAGCUCGGGGCCAGGCGGCAGCGGUAUAAGCGGUCGGCGGCGCGGUAAGGAGGCAAAAAUGUCUGCAGCAUGCGACUUCGUUGCAUUCCACACUGGGCAGAAGAUGCCUCUCAUAGGACUGGGAACUUGGAAAAGUGAGCGUGGCCAAGUGAAAGAAGCGGUGAAAUAUGCUCUAAGCGUUGGUUAUCGCCACAUCGAUUGUGCAGCAGCUUACAGCAAUGAAACAGAGAUUGGUGAGGCUUUCCAGGAGUGCCUUGGGCCCAACAAGGUUAUUAAAAGGGAGGACCUGUUUGUAACAUCAAAGCUCUGGAAUACCAAGCACCACCCAGAAGACGUAGAGCCAGCAUUAAGGAAAACACUUGAAGAUUUGAAAUUGAAUUACUUGGACCUGUACCUCAUGCAUUGGCCUCAUGCCUUUGAACGAGGGGACAAUCUCUUCCCAAAGAAUCCUGAUAACACAAUGCGUUACGAUUACACUGAUUACAAGGAUACCUGGAAGGCUAUGGAGAAGCUGGUAGGAAAAGGUCUUGUGAAAGCCAUUGGGCUGUCAAACUUCAACAGCCGUCAGAUCGAUGAUAUACUCAGUGUGGCUACUGUCAAACCAGCUGUGCUCCAGGUAGAAUGCCAUCCUUACCUAGCUCAGAAUGAGCUGAUAGCUCACUGCCAGAAGCGAGGACUGGUUGUCACUGCCUACAGCCCCCUUGGUUCUCCAGAUCGCAUGUGGAAACACCCAGAUGAGCCUGUGCUUUUAGAAGAACCUGGGAUCAAAAAGCUGGCAGAAAAGUACAGCAAGUCACCUGCACAGAUCAUCCUCAGAUGGCAAGUGCAGCGUAAAGUGGUUGCCAUUCCCAAGAGCGUCACUCCUGCUCGCAUUCAGCAGAAUCUCCAGGUGUUCGAUUUCAGCCUCACAGAAGAAGAGAUGAGCCACAUUGGAAGCCUGAAUAAAAACUGGCGUUACAUUGUGCCAAUGAUCACGGUGGAUGGCAAGCUCGUGGCCAGAGAUGCUGGACACCCGCACUACCCCUUCAAUGACCCCUAUUAACUACAAGAAAAUAAGGUGUUAAGGAACAUGCUCCUCUGCAUGUCAUUCCACAGAAUAAUUGUUUCCACAAAGUAAUUGUUUCCACGAAUUGUCAAAAUCCUCUGUCCAGAUGGAACCUUCCUUCCUGAGUAGGUUUAUUUACACUGCUUCUAACUGACCUCCUUUCUGGAGAUACUGUAGCUUCCCUGUCAAAGUUUGUGGAUUUAUUACAAUGACCAUAAACUUGCUCCUGGAAGCAUCAAUCGUUUGGGAAUUAGAUAAAUAGUGGGGGAGUCUAAAUCAAGUUCCUAACAUAUUGUUAUGAGGCUGGGGCAAUACUUCGGGGUUAAUGUCUGUGAAACGGUUUUGAAGGCUUUAGUUAUUGCCAAAGCAGGGAAACAAAAACCACAAGGUGAAGGAAUGAAAGCAUUUUAAGUCUGCACAACUGCUUUGCCAUCAACUUUGAUAUCUUUAUUCCCUGCGUAAA
Molecule: messenger RNA, 1597 nt
Organism: Pezoporus flaviventris
Lineage: Eukaryota; Metazoa; Chordata; Aves; Psittaciformes; Psittacidae
Gene: AKR1A1
Product: aldo-keto reductase family 1 member A1
Exons: 9
Coding region: 148-1131 (327 amino acids)
Biological process (GO): aldehyde catabolic process
Cellular component (GO): cytosol
Molecular function (GO): aldose reductase (NADPH) activity
Source: RefSeq, a predicted model, not a curated record